Molecule: messenger RNA, 459 nt
Organism: Fulvia fulva
Lineage: Eukaryota; Fungi; Ascomycota; Dothideomycetes; Mycosphaerellales; Mycosphaerellaceae
Exons: 1
Coding region: 1-459 (152 amino acids)
Source: RefSeq, a predicted model, not a curated record
AUGCCCGGAAGCUCCAGUGACGGUUCGGCUUCCAACCUCAUUUCCCAUGAUACCAUCCGCCAACACUGCUCCGACAUAAUCCACGGCUUCUUUGAGAUGAUCAAUACUAGGCAAUUCGAUACAAAUCUUGGAUUCUGGACCCUCAACAUUGCAUCAAACUACACAUAUGCCGGCCUGCACGGCGAUAUCGCCGCAUACGACGCCGUAGACCUGGCUGGACAUCUCAAGAAUUUCGAAGGUUUGACGAAGGAUGUAUUCCCGGAUUUUCGAUUGGAAGUCGUGGAUGUUUGGACAGAGAUGAACAUGAGGGGAGAGGAUGUCAGGACUUUUAUGAAUUGGUUGCAGGUGAAUUGUCCGCCGGGCAUUGUGAAGCCGAGUGCCGCGGAGAUCAAGUGGAGGAGGGAGGAGGGUAGGCUGCAAAUUUGGGAGGUCAGAACCAUGGGUGGUGGGGCGGUUUAG